AUAGAUAUCAUAUAUAUAUACAGAUUGUUUAUCAUUGGAAGGCUUUACAUUAUACCUUGCAAGCGAUGAUAAUCCCUUGAUUUAUUUCGAUAAAAUUUCGCUUCACGCCGACAUGGAGCAACCAUUGUCACAUUAUUUCAUCAAUUCAUCGCACAAUACUUAUCUAACAGGUUUCCAGAUUCGAGGGAAAUCUUCCGUUGAUAUUUAUCGGCAUAUACUAUUGUCCGGUUGCAGAUGUAUAGAGUUAGAUUGUUGGGAUGGAAAAGGUGAAUUGCACGGGGAGCCCAUAAUAACGCACGGGAAAGCCAUGUGCACCGAUGUUUUGUUCAAGAAUGUAUUGGUCGCCAUUCGUGAUGCUGCAUUUGUGACAUCACAAUACCCUGUUAUAUUAUCGUUUGAAACGCAUUGCAGGUGACAUUUCGAUGUUUGUAU
Messenger RNA from Ciona intestinalis (vase tunicate), 432 nucleotides. The record is from RefSeq and is a predicted model, not a curated record. Lineage: Eukaryota; Metazoa; Chordata; Ascidiacea; Phlebobranchia; Cionidae.